This is a messenger RNA of Penicillium manginii, 837 nucleotides long. RefSeq lists its product as uncharacterized. Bases 1 to 837 code for a protein of 278 amino acids. NCBI's taxonomy places the organism in Eukaryota, Fungi, Ascomycota, Eurotiomycetes, Eurotiales, Aspergillaceae. The transcript has a single exon. The record is from RefSeq and is a predicted model, not a curated record.
AUGGCCGAGAUCGACCAGGAUACCUCCAAAAUGUAUGCUCAACGAGCCCAGUCAUGGGCCAAGAUGCUGGCCGCACUCUGUGAUAAGAGCUUCACAACUCGUUCAUUCAAGCUUGGCAAGCCAUCUGGCAACAAGUUCACCUAUCCCAUUCACAAGCGCCGUACCGAGGAGAAUGUCGUGGCGCUACGCCAGGCUGAACACAACCUGGACGCCUUCUGGGCUAGCAUUGACCAGCUCAUGGUCGCCAAAGCCGGCGACUUGCGCAACACCGCAGUACGAAAUAUUCUCUCCCAGUCACGAAUCCUCCAGCGGACUCCAGAAUGGACCAAGCCCGAAAAAGCUUCGCCCGCAGCACCCGUGCCGAAAUCAGGCGAAUCUGAUCAUUAUGCCCUGUAUCUGCCAGUCUCGAAGGUCUAUUCUGGCAUCUCCCCCCGGCAACUGGACGUUGCGCCGCCGAAGCAGAAGACCAAAACGCGCGGAAAGCCCAGUCCUGCCUUUGCAGCAGAUACAGAAGCCGAAAACCUGCAUGAACAAACCCCAUUUGAUACCCAGCCCACAUUCCCCGUAAAUGCGCGUGCUCUGAAAGUGUUCCGCACCAUCUUCUUCAGCCCUGCUACGACUUCCACCCCUGGCGAGGUUCCAUGGAAUGAUUUCCUCCACGCAAUGAUUUUGGUCGGGUUCGCUGCCACCAAGCUGUAUGGUUCGGUUUGGCAAUUCCAGCCCACGAAGUUAGAUGUUGAGAGGAGCAUUCAAUUCCACGAACCACACCCGCGAGGCAAAGUGCCUUUUACCACCGCUCGGCGGUUUGGCCGCAGGCCGAACAGGGCGUAUGGCUGA